Molecule: messenger RNA, 1530 nt
Organism: Salvia splendens (bonfire salvia)
Lineage: Eukaryota; Viridiplantae; Streptophyta; Magnoliopsida; Lamiales; Lamiaceae
Product: putative RNA methyltransferase At5g10620
Exons: 5
Coding region: 314-1036 (240 amino acids)
Biological process (GO): rRNA processing
Molecular function (GO): methyltransferase activity
Source: RefSeq, a predicted model, not a curated record
UCACCAGAUUCUCGCACUUCACAACAACAAACUACUUUCAUGAAUGAAUUAAGAUUAAACAGCUCAUAGCCGUUCCAACUUCUCUCCAGUUCGUCAUUCUGUUAUCCGUUUAUUGAUUUAGUUGAAGCCGACGCUAGUUAUUAACGUUUUCACGUUUCUUCUUCUUUACAACGCUUCUUCACUUCUUUAACUUCGAAAUUCCGCAGCUUCUUCUUAGCUGCUUGUUUCAGCUUUUCUUUGAUUUUUUCCGAAUACCUUCAGCUACUCAGCCUGCUGCUCAAUCUCUUGCAUUUGAAUAUGCUAAAGGGUGAGAAUGGAAUCAGCUAUCUUCGCCACCGUUAAAAUCCCCCUCCCUUCUUCAGGCAACCGUUGCAAGUGCGCGGCCCAAUCUGUGAGAGCGCUGCCGAUUCGAAUUCUGACGGUUGGGAAGAAGAGGUCGGCGGGGAUUCAGCUCGUGGUUGACGAGUAUACUGAGAAGCUCAAGCAUUAUUGCCCUGUCCAAGAUGUUCGAAUCAAGUCCAACCCUAAAAAUGCUCGUGACUCAAUGGUUCAGAUUGAACAUGAGGAUAUGGCUGUGAUGGGACUCAUCAAGUCCAAUGAAUGGGUAGACCUCUGUGGUGAACCUCUUUCUGGUUGCACUUUGAUAGCUUUUCUUCUUGUAAUCUAUCAAAGAUCUUGUCCCAAAUGCGGGAUAGUUUUAAUGAGGGAGUUCGUGUCUUAUUUUUUUCUCAUCAUGUGGAUGCAAAUUGUGAUGUUGGAUGAGCGUGGACGUGAUGUGAGUUCAGAGCAAAUGGCGUCCCUAAUUGCAGAUGCUGGAAAUACAGGGGCUUCAAGCAUACUGUUCUGUGUUGGUGGGCCAUACGGGCAUGGAAGGCAAUUGAGAGAGAGAGCUGAUGUAUCAAUCCGGUUAUCAUCUUUGGUCUUAAAUCAUGAAAUUGCACUGGUUGUGUUGGCAGAGCAGCUCUACAGGCGAGAAACAUAUCAGUCAAACUCCAUAGUUUCCCGUGCGUGUUUAGAUGGUUUCGACUCUUUAUGAAUUAUGUUAUGGUUUACAGGGCUUGGACUAUUCUCAAAGGCCAGAAGUACCAUCAUUAGAUACUAGUUCGUCUUUGCUCUGUCAAGCAUGUUGGAUUUGGAAAUCAUACUGUAGUUAAAUUGGUCUUUUAAGCCAUUGAAGAUGAAUAGAACUUGCACCACAAAGUCACAGCUUCUGAUAGUAGUGCUUCUUGUGAUGUUGGAUGGCUCUGCUGCAGUUACUAGAUGGUUGCAGUUCCAAACGUUUCAAAUCCUCUAUCGGGAUGGAGGUUCGAGCUUAUUUUCGUUGUAAGGUUAGCUGACGUAAAGCAGGAGAGAUUUGUGUGAUAUAAUCUGUCCCCAAUCCUACAGCUGAAGGAUAUAGAGGCGAGAACCUUGACAUCAUUAAGGUGAUAUUCUAUGGGUUAUUUGUGUUAAGUGAACCUCUGCAUUUUAUUGUACAUUUAUUGAAUUUGGUUUUAAUUUUUGAUAUAUACAUUUUCUUUUGAGUUGUAA